Caenorhabditis bovis is the source of this 1368-nucleotide messenger RNA. Lineage: Eukaryota; Metazoa; Nematoda; Chromadorea; Rhabditida; Rhabditidae. The record is from the annotation of a GenBank genome assembly.
AUGCAUCGAAUCCCGGAUUGGAAUAUUGAAAGCGAUUCAAAAGGCUUCGGAGUGCCACCACGUUCGCCGAUUCCAAACCGAUCAACGCUAUUUGUCAAUGACAAAUUGAGCGGCGAGUUUUUUCAGAAUCUCGCGGCGAUGCGAGCAAAUCAAGAGCUUUGCGAUGUUAUUAUCGAAGCCCAAUCGUCACCAUCAAGUAAUGCUGAAGAUUCCAGACAGCAAGCAUUAAUUAUCCCACAGCAUAUUCAUGCUCAUCGCGUUGUUCUGUCAGCGUCAAGUCCAUAUUUUCGGGCAAUGUUUUCUGCGGGAAUGAUUGAAUCUAAUAAUAGAAUAAUUAUAAUAAAGGAGGUUGAUGCCGACAUUCUUUCUCAGUUAAUCGAUUAUAUGUACACUGGCAAAGUCGCAAUCGACGAACAAUGUGUGCAAUCAAUGCUCUCCACGGCGAACCUGCUCGAUCUUAUUUGUGUUCGAGAUGCUUGUUCAAAAUUUCUACUGGAACAACUCGACGUUUCGAAUUGUCUUGGAAUCGCGGCGUUCGCCAAAUUGCACUCUUGCUCACAAUUGGCAGACGCGGCGCAAUUGUUCACCCGACAGCAUUUCGGAGAUUUGAUUGACAACGAGGAGCUUCUAAGUUUAGAUGAAGCAAGCUUCAAUCAGCUGAUUACCGAUGAUCGAAUUACCACAAAGGGCGAAGAAGCAGUAUUCGAAGCAGUUAUCAAUUGGACGCGACAUGACCUUCUAAAUAGAAAAGAUGCUUUACCAAGGCUCCUAUCCGCCGUUCGCCUGCCAUUCCUCAACACCAAGUAUCUUCUCAAUCGUGUUUAUUACGAGCCGUUGAUCCGCCAAAACAAAGAAUGCCAGGAGAUGCUUCUCAGCGCGUGCAAAUUUCUUCUCGAAAGGAAUGAGAAGCCGAACACGACGUCCGACUCGCGAAGGGUGAGCCUCGCCAAUUCGGAUGCUGAACUGUCUGAAAUGAUGGAGAGAUGUCCGCAAUGGCUGCGACCACGCCAACCGGUUCCCAUAUCGAAAUAUGUGAUGAUCAUCGGAGGUCAAGCACCGAAAGCUGUUGCGAAUGUCGAUCUCUUCGAUCCGGACUCACAUUUAUGGAGCUCUUGUUCUCCGCUUCCUCAACGCCGCUGCCGUAGCGGUGUGAGCAUUUGCCGAGAUCUCGUCUACAGUACUGGAGGUUUCAACGGAGCACAACGUGUCAAAUCAGUCGACGUUUACGAUCCAAGAAGCGAUAUUUGGAUAUCCAGUUGUCCAAUGGAAUGUCGGCGAUCUACUCAUGGACUAACCGUUGAGGAUGGAUCCCUUUACGCUGUUGGUGGCUUCGACGAACUGGCGCCUGGUGCCCUCUUCCGUCAAUGA